AUGAUGGGAGAUCAAGAUUCUGAUCUUUCUCCUCCUCCUCCUACUUCCUCCACCACCAAUCCUUCCGGCAACAGCACCGCUCCUCCUUCAAUACCUCAACAUCUCAAGUUUCUUGUUUCCAACCUCAAGAACUUGGUUCCUUAUUCUCUCACGUCGGACAACUACCAGAUUUGGAGAUUACAACUUCAGCAACAAUUCACGGCCAACGGCUUCGCCGGCCAUCUUCUUGGCACAACUACGGCUCCCGGCGACACCUCCUCCGUCGAUCACACCAACUGGCAAAUGAUUGACAGUAACCUUCUUUCCGCCCUGUUUUCUACCAUCUCCCAAGAAAUUCUUCCCUACAUUAUCACUUCCAAGACCACUCACGAGGCCUGGUCCGUUCUUGAAAGACGGCUUCAACCGUCGAGCCGUUCGCGUGUUAUUCAGCUUAAAAACGAAUUCUGCUGCUCUCACGAUCAAAUCAUGAAGAAACCCAUCUUCCUGAUCUUCUUCCUCCACCUCACCACCUCCCUCCUCUGCUCCGCCGCCCAUCUCCCCAUCAUCGCCAGCCAUGGCGCCCCCCGCGACCGACACCAAGCCUAUAUCAUCCACGUCCUGAAACCCAAUGAUACCGACUAUCUCUCCGACGACCAUCGCCUCCGCCACCAUCUCUCCUUCCUCCCCACCACCUUGCUGGACUCCGGCGAGCCUCGCCUCAUCUACUCUUACUCCCACGCCAUCAGCGGCUUCGCCGCCCGUCUCACCCCCGACGAACUCCAAUCCAUACAAACCAAACCCGGCUUCCUCUUCGCCAUUCCCGACCAGGCAAAAGUCAAGCCGCACACAACCUACACACCUUCCUUCAUCGGCCUUAAUUCCAACUCCGGCGCGUGGCCGGACUCGAGUUUCGGUGAAGGGAUCAUCAUCGGGCUUAUUGACACCGGCGUGGAUCCCUCCCACGCGAGCUUCGCCGACGACGGGACGAUGCCGCCUCCGCCGCCGAAAUGGAGAGGACGAUGCGAUUUCCUUGCCGGAGUUUGUAACAACAAACUUAUCGGGGCUGUAGCGUUCGAAGAAGGAACGCAUCCGUCCCCGCUUGAUGAUCUGGGACAUGGGACGCACACGGCGAGCACGGCGGCGGGAACUGCGGUGAGGAACGCGAGCGUGCUUGGUCAGGCGGCAGGAGUAGCUACUGGCGUGGCGCCGAGGGCUCAUUUGGCGGUUUAUAAAGUGCUUUUUGAUGGUUCGGGAACGUUCUCGGACAUUGUUGCGGGGAUCGAUAGGGCGAUCGCUGAUGGCGUCGACGUUCUCUCCAUGUCUUUAGGUACCGAUCCCAGCGAACUAUAUGACAACAGCUUAAUCACGUCCUCCUUCGCCGCCAUGCAGCACAACGUCUUCCCCUCCACCUCCGCAGGUAAUUCCGGUCCCUUCCAAAGCUACAUCACCAACGACGCCCCCUGGAUGCUCACUGUCGCCGCCGGUACCACCGACCGAAGAAUAAAGGCCACUCUUUUACUCGGCAACAACAAGACAUUCGACGGCGAGACAGCCUACCAACCAAACAUCGCCACCAUCCCCUUCACAUCAAUAGUAUACCCCAGCGACUGCUCUCCUUCAACCCUCGCUAAAACCGGCGUAACCGGAAAAAUCGUAGUUUGCUAUCAUUCAGACGUUAUCGUAACCGGCUCCAACGUGAAGGACGCCGGAGGCGCCGCCAUGGUGUUGCAGGGCCCGGCCGAGCGGGGGCUUUCGACUUUUUCCGACCCAAACGUCCUCCCAGCGGUGUCUUUAAACUACCCGGACUCCGACGCUGUUAUCGAUUACAUAUGGGCUUCGACAUCUACCGCCGUGGCGUCGUUGGAAUUCCGGGGAACGCAGUUCGGGGCCCCGAACUCGCCGUCAGUUGCGUCGUUUUCAUCGCGUGGGCCUAGCGACUAUAACGGCGGCAUCUUAAAGCCGGAUGUGAUGGCGCCCGGGGUUAACGUACUCGCCGCUUGGCCCAAGAGUGUCGGUCCAGACCAAAAAUCCAACCCGCCCAACAAAAAUUUUAACUUUCUAAGCGGGACUUCGAUGGCGGCGCCACACCUUUCUGGGGUGGCGGCGAUUAUCAAGAAACUGCAUCCUGAUUGGUCGACGGCGGCGGUGAAGUCGGCGAUUAUGACGACGGCGUAUGCAACUUAUCCGGACGGGUCAGCCAUUGCGGAUCAGUAUCCGGACAACCCUGCUCCGCCGGCGGCGUUCUUUGCGAUAGGGGCGGGGCAAGUUGAUGCUUCCAAGGCUGCGGAGCCCGGGCUUGUCUACGACGCCGGCGUUGAUGACUAUGUGGGUUACAUGUGCGGGUUGGGUUACAGUGAUGCACAGGUGAGCGCGGUGGUGCAAAGCAGUGUGAAGUGUGCGGCAGUGAAGAGUAUUCCGGCGGAGCAGCUAAACUACCCAUCAAUAUCGCUCACAUAUGAAGCUGGAAGAAAGAAGAAGAGCGUGAGGAGGACGGUGACGAAUGUGGGGGAAGCUAAGUCAAUUUACAAAGUGAAGUAUGUGGCACCGGCAGGGCUGAAGCUCACGAUUACUCCACCUGUACUCGAAUUCUCUAAGGUGGGGGAGAAGAAGUCUUUUGCGGUAGGGUUCAGGACUGGCGACGGGGCAUCGCCGAAGAGUGGAGAGGUGGCGCAAGGAGAGCUAAGCUGGGUGAAGGACAAGGUGACUGUAAGGAGCCCAAUCGUCAUCACAUUCGCGUAA
Molecule: messenger RNA, 2718 nt
Organism: Dendrobium catenatum
Lineage: Eukaryota; Viridiplantae; Streptophyta; Magnoliopsida; Asparagales; Orchidaceae
Product: subtilisin-like protease SBT1.1
Exons: 4
Coding region: 1-2718 (905 amino acids)
Biological process (GO): proteolysis
Molecular function (GO): serine-type endopeptidase activity
Source: RefSeq, a predicted model, not a curated record